UAUCGAUAGAACUCUUGAGUUGUAGAGUACCUCACAUUAUUAUUCAAUUUUAAGUUUCACAGUUACUUAUUAAAAGUUAUAAACUGUAAUUUUUUUCUCCCAAUGAUUAUACAAUAGUCAGAGUAUUAAAAAUUUUAGGCUCUCAUGUCUAUCGCCGGUGUGCCAUAAAACAUCAGAUUAAUCGAUUUUUGACAAUUCUUUGUUUUGCUCUACUUGUUCCGCCCGUGCUGAUGUGUGUUUUUAUGCGCAAUCGUUUCGUCUGACAUUGAGUUACCUACAUUCUCCCAUAGCAGAUACAUCUAUUUCGGGAGUGCAUGUGUCCUAGAGGAUAAAAAGCAGUCGUUUGUUGACCUUCUGAUAAUUGUUCAAUUUGUUAUCAGAAAGCAGAACCGGUGCAAGUGGCGCCCUCUCAUAGAAGCGAUACGAACUUUUCAGCCGAUCUGUUAUAGUUCUCAAAAUCUUCUACCAAAUUCCAUCGAUUUUAGAAUACUUCACCAUGGUCGAAAAACGGACGCUAUGCGUAGGACUCUGCAACCUGGACAUCAUACAGGUGUGUGAGCAAUUUCCAUUGGAGGACUCUGACCAACGUUCAACGAAAAGCUGGUGGCAACGAGGCGGUAACGCCUCUAAUAACUGCACGGUUCUGGCACUGCUGGGUGCCAAAUGCGAACUCCUAGCAACAUUCAGUGAUUCCGAACAUUUUCUAUUUGCCAUUCGAGAUCUACAGCGAAGAGGAAUAUCGACCGAGAACUGCGUCUUUCACGAAGGUCGUGAGAUCCCGCUAUCGACCGUGUGGUUGAGUGCCAACUCGGCAACUCGGACUAUAGUACAUUCGAAUCCGAAUCUUCCAGAAUUGACGGUUGACGAGUUUCGUCGAUGUAAUUUGAAGUGCUAUAGUUGGAUUCAUUUCGAGGGUAGACGAAGUGUGGAUGAAAUCGCAAAAAUGAUAGACACAAUCAAACAAUGGAACAAAACUCGCGAAUCACCCGAUCGAAUCACUGUUUCAGUAGACCUCGAGAAACCGAGGGAUUCUAAUUCGCAGCUGAUUCCCAAUGUAGACAUUAUUUUUUUGGGGAAAGACUUUGCUCGGUUUCUAGGUUACAAUACACCAUCGAAAUCGGUUCAUGGGUUUAAAAAGCGCUACCCGGGGUCGUACACGAUUAUCUGUCCUUGGGGAAACAUUGGCGUGAGCGCACUGGAUCAAAACAACAAAUACCUCUGCUGUGGAGUUUACCCACCGACAACGAUCCAGGAUAGUCUGGGAGCAGGAGAUACGUUUUGUGCGGGGUGCAUUUUUCAGCUAAACCAGGGUAACUCACUCCAGAAAGCUAUUGAGUACGGUUCCCAACUGGCUGGUUUAAAAAUAGAGGACUUUGGUUUCGAUCAUCUGAAGGAUAAGAUUGAUCAAUUAAAGUAAAUGGUCUCCAAUUAUUUUUUGAUUAUAUUAUAUUAUAUACUUUUCCGAAAUAAUGUGGUAAUAAAGGUUAUUUUGAAUUCUAUAGCAUGUGAACCAUUUCGCGGUUAAUUUUAACUUUUGGUUAAAAUCUGACACUCGAGCGGUUAAUUUGAUGUUGUCAAAAAUAACCCUGCUCGAGAGCAUGGUUACUUUUGACAGAUCGAUGGUUAUUUCCCGACACUGGAAAAAAUCUUGCGAUGAAAAUUCUAACAUUAAAUCUUUAGUUGAAACUAUUUCCAGUGUAAAAUAAACCCAAAUAACUUAUGUGCCCUAGCACAAAAUUUGGCUAACCCCUGAAUGACCAAACUGUCAGUAUAACAGGUCGGCUGAAAAGUUCGUAUCGUUUCUAUGAGAGGGCGCCACUAGAAUUAAAUCCAUACCAUUUUCAGUUAGUACCAACCUUCAAAAGAUACGUGUAUAAAUUUGACAGCUGUCUGAUUAUUAGUUUGUGAGAUAUUGCAUUUUGAGUGAAACUACUUUUGUUAUUGUGAAAAAAAAUGGAAAAAAAGGAAUUUCGUGUGUUGAUGAAACACUACUUUUAGAUGAAAAAAAGUGCCGCCGAUACCAAAAAAUGGCUUGAUGAGUGUUAUCCAGACUCUGCACCGGGCAAAGCAACAAUUCGUAAGUGGUUUGCAUAAUUUCGUACUGGUCAUAUGAGCACCGAAGACGAUGAACGCAGUGGACGUCCAAAAGAGGCUUUUACCGAUGAAAACGUGAAAAAAAUCCACAAAAUGAUUUUCAAUGACCGUAAAGUGAAGUUGAUCGAGAUAGCUGACACCCCAAAGCUAUCAAAGGAACGUGUUGGACAUAUUAUUCACGAAUAUUCGGAUAUGAGAAAGCUUUGUGCAAAAUGGGUGCCGCGUGAGCUCACAAUCGAUCAAAAACAACAACGAAUUGAUGAUUCUGAGCAGUGUUUGGAGCUGUUAUAUCGAAACAAAACCGAUUUUUUUCGUCGAUAUAUAACAAUGGACGAAACAUGGCUCCAUCACUUCACUCCGAAAUUCCCACUUCACACACGAAAUUCCUUUUUUUCCAUUUUUUUCACAAUAACAAAAGUAGCCACACUCAAAAUGCAAUAUCUCACAAACUAAUAAUCAGACAGCUGUCAAAUUUAUACACGUAUCUUUUAAAGGUUGGUACUAACUGAAAAUGGUAUGGAUUUGAUUCUAGUGGCGCCCUCUCAUAGAAACGAUACGAACUUUUCAGCCGAACUGUUAGACAUUGCAUUUCGAUGCCAAGAAAACAAGUCUGCUUAGCGGUUCAAAUUGAACUGCCGAGUUUCGCAUAAAGCAGUUCAAUUUGAACUGCUAUGCACUGAUGAGUCAAAGACGAAAUGUAAGCAUAUCAAACCAAAAAACUUUCCGUUCGUCAAAUUUUGAAAUGGGCCGCAGUUUUAGUUCAAUUUAACUACUCGAUACAAAAUAACCACUCCAGUGUCAGAUUUUAACAAAAAGUUAAAAUUAACCACGAAAUGGUUCACAGCCUAUGACAUUAAUGAAUUUGUCAGCGGCAGGCGAAAAAAUUUCGU
Molecule: messenger RNA, 2984 nt
Organism: Malaya genurostris
Lineage: Eukaryota; Metazoa; Arthropoda; Insecta; Diptera; Culicidae
Product: ketohexokinase-like
Exons: 5
Coding region: 497-1417 (306 amino acids)
Biological process (GO): fructose metabolic process
Cellular component (GO): lipid droplet
Molecular function (GO): oxidoreductase activity, acting on the CH-OH group of donors, NAD or NADP as acceptor; ketohexokinase activity
Source: RefSeq, a predicted model, not a curated record